AUGAUCUUUUUUUUUUUGUCUCACAGACUGAAGGAGAGACUGAAGAAAAUGUCCAGUCAAAUGAAAUAUGAUGAGGAAAAGAGAAAAGCUCUUCAGGUAAUACAGCAGCGGACAGAUUUUGUCUGAUGUCGCACUUUAGCAGAAAGCUAAAACACUGAUUUAAAGGGAUAUUCUGGCGUAAAAUUAAUUUAGGGUCAAACACACCGUAACACCGAGUAAGACACCCCCUCAAGAGAUGAAUGUUGCCGACUGCUUGCUUUUCUAGUUAUACCAACUUUAGUAACAACCGCACAAUAGCAAUACACAGCGGCCUGAGGAGCCAUAAACAAACCUCAACCAAAACGCCACUCUAUAGCCUCAAAUAAUGCUCAGAACAGCAUCUAAAUCAACGGUACAUCUAGGGUCCCAGCCACAGCACUCGACACCAAACAUCUUUUUAGCUUUGCCUAAUUUCUUUAACAAAGAGACUAAACACAACUCACCCUCCCUCUUCCAGCAGCUGCUUGUUUGUAACGAGACCUCAGGCCAGUCCAUUACGACAACAGCGGGGUGACACAGCUCAGGGAAGAACAUUUAUGAUCAUUACUUUAUCAUUUCUAUGAAGUAAUAAUCAAUCAUCAUAUUAAUCAUUUUGCACGGCAGACGUGGAAGUUUUUCUGCUUUUGCAUCUCGGUCUGAUUGCAUUUCCAUGAAGAAAUGAUCAUAAAUGUUCUUCCUUGAGCUGCGUCCCCCCGCUGUAGUCUGUAAUGGACUGGCCCAAGGUCUCACUACAAACAAGCGGCUGCUGGAAGAUAGUAGGUGAGUUAUAUUUGGUCUCUUUGCUGAAGAAAUUAGACAAAGUUAAAAAGAUGUUUAUUGCUAGUACUAUGGCUGGGACCCUAUAUGUACUGUUGAUGAAGUUAGGUGCUGUUCUGAGCAUUAUUUGUGGCUAUAGAGCAGAAAAUUAAUUUUACGCUGGAAGAUCCCUUUAAUGUCAUUCUGCUGAGGCUAAGCUCAUAACUUGUACAAAAGAGCAGACCCUGAAAAUUGUUACAGAUAUUACAACAAGAGAUUAAGAGAAACCAUAACUUAAAAAGAAUAAAAUCAUAUUUCUGAUCUUUGCAGGUGGAAAAUGAGGCUGCUGUGGCAGAGAUCAGAGGGCUGCAGGAGCAUCUGGCCACUGCAGAGCAUGUAGCUGACAGCCUUCGCAGAGAGCUGAGGGAGCUGGGCACCCGUCAGGGCCACAUUAACACCGAGCUGCACCAAGCCCGGUUACAGGUGGCCCAACUCACCCUACAGCUGUCUGAGGAAAACCUGCUCCUCAGGGAAGAGCGUGCCAACUGGGCCUUUGAAAGAGAAGCUAAUAAACACGCAGCAGAGGUGAGGAUGCAGCAGAGAUUGAUGCUGCAUGACCUACAUGUCAACCUGAUAUUAUCUUGACUGUUUUUGUGUCAAUAAAGGUUGAUAAGAAAAAGCUACAAGAACUGAGCUGUGAGGUGCAGAGGAAGGAGGAGUGGCUGCGGGAGGAGAGGAUGGAGAGAGAGAAACUAGAAGUAGAACUUGGAAGAGAGAGAGACCGCAAUCAAGUAAGUGAACCUGAGAACAUUGCGACACUUCUGUCCACUACACAAACACAUUCAGAUAUCAAAAAUAACCACUUGCAUGCCCCAGAUCUGCAUCAUCGGUCUCUCAGAUUACAUUUUGGAAACUGGAGAAUGAUGGCAGAGUUCAGAGUGGCUCUUUAAUAACUCACACACCUUCGCAAAUAGAAAGACUUCCAUGAACAGUGAGCAGACAUUUAUCCACACUCUAGUGACAGUCGAUGAGCCAAGUCACAUGUGUGGGAGUUCAGAUGGUGUGACCAUACUGUGCUGCCCCCUGCAGGCACUGCUGACUGAUGCCAAACAGGAGUUGCUAGAGCUGAAAGCCAACGUGAAGAGAGCCCAGAGGGAGAGAGAUGAGCAGCAGCUAGAAAAACAGGCAAGACUUUCUCACAAUCUGAAAAUAUCUUCAUAACGUGAGCUUGUUAUCAGUAGUAUCCCAAAUAAGUUUGACAACACAACCCAUCUUUCAUGCUUUCCUCUUUAAAGGUGCUGACUGAAAUCUUUCAACAGCUAUUUGUACUUUUGCAUCAGCAAGUUUUCUCAAUGAGUGAUGCAGUUGACCCUUAAAAGAAAGCAGGAUGAGAUGUUUUCUCUGUUAUGAAACACGACUUAUAUGAGACAAAAACAGCAUAAACAUGAGAGCUACCUCUGUCUCCAAGGAGCACCAGUAUCAACACAAACUUUAAGUUCUUUACAGAAGCUUAAAUGUAAUUUGCACAGUUUUGAUACUGGACUUUCUGCACAACCUGCAGAACCUUUGUCUUUGCUACUUUGUUCAUUAUUAUUAUUAUUAUUAUUAUUAUUAUUAUUAUUGUUAUUAUUAUCUAAAAUUUUCAUUAUUAUUAUUAUUAUUAUUAUUAUUAUUAUUAUUAUUAUUGUUGUUGUUGUUGUUGUUGUUAUUAUUAAUAUUAAUAUUGUCAUUAUUAUUAUUUUUCACUUUUAUAAACAUACUUUAUAAAAGUCUGUAUGUCUGUGUCCAUGAAAUUGUCUGGGACGUGGUUAAGUAGACAGAAAGAAGGAGUCAAUGGAAACUGUUUACCAGUGACCUCCUGGAUUAUAGAGUGAACCCCCUCCCAGACAGUCUGGAUGCGAUCACAUGACCACAACAAGUGAAUAAAUGUGCCUUUGUGCAGCUCACAUUUAUAACAAAGGUUGGAGGUGCCAGGGUACUUUGAGUAUUAUUAAUCAGUUUUCUUAAGUAUGGUUAAAAUGAUCAUAGUAUCAGUAUUAAACGUAAGAAACAACUUUCAGCUAAUUCUAAAGAAAAACAAUAGUAGGCCAUGCCAUUUAAACAAUGUUUUCAAAGAAAGCAAUUAAACUUUAGAGAAUUUUUUUUUCAUAUAAUCUGUCUGUUUUCCUUUUCCCCUCAACUUCUUGGUUCUAAAUUGGACGCACACAGGAGCUGUUAAACCACAUCCGACAGCUGGAGCAGAAGGUGGAGAGUGUGUCGAAAAAUAAAUCUGAUGUAGAAACACCUUCCUUCGUCUGUGAGUAAUGAAGUCUUCUUGUGAAUAGUGUUAUAGGUAGUAGACUGCAGUGUGAUAAGUCUCGAAGUAAAGAGUCUGGUUAAAACGGCUCCUGACUCUUCCUCUGAAGUGGACCAGGAAGUUUCUCCAGCUUUCCCCAGAUCAUUCUGCUCACCUGUUUUUCUCUUAGUUCACCUGGAACGACCCAGCAGAGCUGAGCUCCUCUCUGAGACACAAAACCAGAGCAAAGAGGACAUGACAGCCUCUGACACUCAGGUAUUUCAACCUAUUCAAAACUAAACAGGAUGAAUCACCUCCUGCAGAGAGCAAAUAUUUAACCAGUGACCCUAUUCAGUCUUAAAGUUGUUUAUGAGAAUGACGGCAACUUGCAGGUUUUACCUCAGCUUUGUAAGAAUUGAUGCUGACUGCCGGAUAGAGCGCCUGACUGCUUGUUUAUUAUAACUAGGUCAAGUUUGACUCCUGAAACAGAGAGGCAGAACAUCACAGCCUUAAAAUCCUUACAACAAACAGAAGCAUUCAGAUAUUUAAGUAACGAUCCGCUUCAUGUCCAGCUCACCCUUUCCUGAUUAAAAUUUGACUCAGCUACUAUCUUAAGAUAUAAAUGAAAUGAUAACAAACAAUGAUUCAGAGACGGUUUUAUUAAUUUAAAGAUGGUUUAUUUGUAAGGCGAAGAGGAUUUCAGUCAACAAGGCUUCCUAGUGAUAGAUUCUGAUCAGUGACCUUGCAGGUGAAAUUGAUGUAAACUGAGCAUUUCAAGUUACAAAAUUAACCUCCUUAUUUGUUAAAAAUGACAUUUAAUUGAAUAUUUCUAUUGAAUAUAGAGUUAGUGAAGGCUAACAGGACUUUAUGUUGAAUAUUUAUGUUAAUGUGUCUGUCCUCAUUCAGCUCUCCAUAUACUCAGAACUUUGCUGUCAAUACACGUCUAUACAUGAAUCAAAUAAAUAUCACGACUUCUAACAAAGUUACUCUUCUUCUGUGCAUCCUUGAAGGGAUAUUCUGGCAUAAAAUUAAUUUAGGAAUAUCCCUAUAAAGGGAUAUUCCCAUGUAAAAUUGAUUUAAGGUCAAACAUACCAUAACACAGAGUAAGACAUCCCCUCGAGAGAUGAAUGUUGUUGACCGCUUGCUUCUCUAGUUCUACCAACAUGUACUGCUAUGUAUUUAGCAAUACAUAGCAGUCCCAGGAGCCACUUGCUCAACCAAAAAGCCACUCUAUAGCCACAAAUAAUGCUCAGAACAGCACCUAACUUCAUCAACAGUACAUAUAGAGUUCCAGCCAUAGCACUAGCCGCAAACAUCUUUUGCCUAAUUUCCUUUAUCAUUACUUUAUCAUUUCCUUGAAGUAAUUAUCACCAUAUUAAUCAUUUUGCACUGCAUAUGUGGUAGAUCUGCAGUGCUGGUUGGCCCAGCCAGGCUAGGUUCUGAUUGCAUUUCCAUGAGGAAAUGAUCAUAAAUGUUCUUCCUUGAGCUGCAUCCCCCCGCUGCGGGGACUCGCCUGAGAUCUCGGUACAAAUAAGCGGCUGUUGGAAGAGAGUGGUUGAAUUGUGUUUAGUCUCUUUGUUAAACAAACCAGGAAAAUUAAAAAGAUGUUUGUUGGCUAGUACUAUGGCUGGGACCCUAUAUGUACUGUUGAUGAAGUUAGGUGCUGUUCUGAGCAUUAUUUGUGGCUAUAGAGUGGCGUUUUUGUUAACGUUUGUGUGUGGUUCCAUAGACCACUGUGUAUUGCUAUUGUGCGGUCAUUACUAAAGUUGGUGUAACUAGAGAAGCAAGCGGUCGGCAACAUUCAUCUCUUGAGGGGGGUGUCUAACUCGGUGUUAUGGUGUGUUUGACCCUAACUUAAUUUUAUGCCGGAAUAUCCCUUUAAGUUGCAAUUACAACUGAGAGACGCACUCACCAGCUCUGAAACUGCAGGACAGGAUCUCCCUAUCAGAGAUAAUCUCUGAUUGUGUGUUUGUGUGUGGGCAUAAUAAAACAAUAAUCAGCUUCUGUCUUUACUCAGCAGCACUGUGACACUCACACUGAUGACAGGAAGCCCCAGGUCCAACUAGAACUCAUCAACCCCAUCCUAAGGUGACUCUCCAGUAUUUCCACAAGGUCACACAGGACAAAACCUGUUUUUGUCUUCAUGACUGGGACCGCCACUCCCAAAAUGUUACGACAUGACUUCAUUCACACUCUUGGCCGUGGCAGACGGGUUUAUUACAGCUGUGGUUCCACUCACUUUGCACUUUGCACAACAAUGUGGAGUGAAAAUAAAAGUGUUAUAUUGCUUAGGGAGUAAAAAUAGAAUUAAUUUAGCAAGCAGUAAAUCUACAGACGCAAGGACUUGAUUUAAUUAAUUUUAUUCAUUUACAUUUCUCUUUCUCUCUGCAGUGAGCUGUCUGACGCCCCCAUGUGGUGA
This is a messenger RNA of Xyrichtys novacula (pearly razorfish), 5468 nucleotides long. The record is from the annotation of a GenBank genome assembly. Lineage: Eukaryota; Metazoa; Chordata; Actinopteri; Labriformes; Labridae.